AUCGAUCGGUCGUCAUGUAUAUUCAUUGAAUUCCAUCGACAUAUAUAUAUACAUAUAUAUAACCCACCACCAGGAGAGGCCACUACUUGUUCGCUCACACACACACCUCCAAAGCUAUAUCUGAUCUCUAUAUUGUUAUAGUGUUGAACAUGAUGAUGAGGAUGAUGACGAUGAUGAGAGUCUUCAACAUCGUUAAUGUUGUUGCAGCACUGAUGGUUGUGGCGGUCCUCCUGUCAAUCCAGAGGGUGGAAGCAACGAAUUAUACAGUGGGAGAAGCCGCAGGGUGGAGGAUACCUCCGAAUGGCGCCGCAUCCACCUACUCCGACUGGGCCAGCAAUAUCUCCUUCCAAAUAGGCGAUGUUUUUGUGUUCGACUUCGUGACAGGCUCACAUGAUGUAGCUGUGGUCACACAGCAAGACUACGAUGCCUGCAGCACCGCAGCUCCCGUCGAUCUCUACAGCACCGGGCCUACCGCAUACUCCCUCGAUGUCUUAGGCAACUACUAUUUCAUCUGCACAAAAGGUAGCGGAGCGUCCCACUGCCUCUCCGGUCAGAAACUAGCAAUCACUGUCCCCUCGAGUCCAAUAUCUCCCUUCCCAUCCACGUCACCUCCGACAAGAGCCUCCGCGACUCCUCCUCCUCCUCCUAAGGACAACGAGGGCAGCCCAUCACUUGCCGCUAAUUUGUCGAUGAUCAUAUUCAUAUCCAUGACCAUGAGCUUCCUCGGCUUACUGUCUUAGGAAGAAAAAACUAAUUUGGAAAUGACGCCUUGUGAACUCUGGUAUAUGGAAAUCUAAUUGGGCCCCGACUAAUUCAGUCUAGCUGAGUGAACUCACUGAGGGGUAAAAUCUCCCAGCAUGAAUUUUCUGCAUUUACAAUGACUCGAAUCCGAGAUUUUACUUAAGUGAAACAAGUGUCGAGUCGCUUGAGCCAAUCCAUGUCGGUAAAGAAGGUUAUUUUUUCAGAUAUAACAUAUAUGCCUUUCUUUC
Punica granatum (pomegranate) is the source of this 989-nucleotide messenger RNA. Lineage: Eukaryota; Viridiplantae; Streptophyta; Magnoliopsida; Myrtales; Lythraceae. The record is from RefSeq and is a predicted model, not a curated record.